This is a messenger RNA of Vigna angularis (adzuki bean), 2191 nucleotides long. RefSeq lists its product as uncharacterized. Gene Ontology annotation, molecular function: mRNA binding. The transcript is spliced from 7 exons. The record is from RefSeq and is a predicted model, not a curated record. Gene Ontology annotation, cellular component: cytoplasmic stress granule; P-body. NCBI's taxonomy places the organism in Eukaryota, Viridiplantae, Streptophyta, Magnoliopsida, Fabales, Fabaceae. Gene Ontology annotation, biological process: P-body assembly; cytoplasmic stress granule assembly. The coding region runs from base 240 to 1928 and encodes 562 amino acids.
CCUGCAGUGAAAUAAUUUUAAGAUGUAGGGUUUUUGCCUUUAAACCCUAAUGAGAUUACAUUGAUUUACAGAUCAAUUUAGUAGUUGAACCCAUACUUGUUUUUCACACAGUGUUGGUUCAAUUUGAACAUGCCCCAAAAUCAAAGGCGCAUGUGAAAGGCUAUAUUAAUCGAGGAAUCCAUAGAUAAACGCCGCCGUAACCGCACCACACCUACCCUUCUUCUCCACUGGUAGUAACAAUGGUGAAGGGUGAAGAUGCUGUGCUUCGAAAGAAGAACAAAAAGCUUCGAAAGAAGAACAAUAGCAGCUCUGCCUCAGUCUCUGCCAAGGUCGCCGCCGUUAUCGCCGCCAAGAAGCGCCGCAAGGCCGGCAAACGUCGCAUGUGCCAGGGGAUGUGUUUUAGUCUACCUACGCCGGAGGAUCCAUUCAAUGAUCGAGGUGGGAAAGAGGAAUUCCAAACAAAGGGUCCUAAAAAGAAUACACAUUUAAAAUCAAAACCAAUAGAUGAGAUGGUUCGUCUUAAUGAGAAGAGUGCAGAUGGAAAGAAAGGUGCAGUUCAUGAGAGGAAUAUUGCACCGGAAUUGCAAAGGAAAAAGGAGUUUGUCAAAGCCAACAAUGAUCUGGGUCAGAAACGUAUCAUUAACUCAGAAAGGAAUAAAUUUAAGGCGACUGAGAUGGCUCAUCAUCCCAGCACCCAAAGGCAUGAUUGUGACAUUUCAGAGUUCCCUUCUAAGUUUGUCUUCUGGUGUCUAAGUUCAAUUGAAAACGCAUUGCGACAUGGUGAUGCCUACACUGAUGGAGAGGGUAAUUCGUUCUUUCUGAAUCCAUGGGGAUUAGAGUUUUUAAAGUGUUAUUCUACUGGAAAAGAUCUGAUGGAGACCAGUGGGACCUCUGCUACAACUGAGCAAAUUGCAUGGACGGUUUCUAGUGCAGCUGAUACGUUUAGCAGAAAAGAGAGAGAAGGCUUGUCCUUUGCUGGCCCUUUUCUUUUAUUCCUUGUACCUUCUCAAGAAAAAGCUGUCCAGGUUCGGACAGUUUGCAAGCCUUUGAAAUCUGUUGGAAUACAUACAGUGAGUAUUCAUCCAGGUGCUUCAUUAGAUCAUCAAAUUCAAGGUAUGAAAACUUGCGAGCCUGAGUUUCUUGUUUCUACUCCUGAGAGGCUUUUGGAGCUUGUUUCUGUGAAGGCAAUUGAUAUUUCUGGUAUUUCCAUGCUGGUAAUCGAUGGGCUUAAUGCAAUAUGUAACGCUGGCCACGCUGAUACAUUAAAAUCCAUUAAGAAGUGUAUUUCUGGCAAUCCCCAUAUGGUGAUUUUCAAUGAUUGCCUCAGCCACGUAUCUGUCCCAGUGGUUCAGUAUCUUCUGACUGGAUCAAUUUGUCGACUCUCUCUCAAUAAUUCAAUUACCAGCCUAAGUUCAUGUACUGUCCAGUCUGUUACAGUGUGUACAUCAGAAGAAGAUAAAGUUAUUAAGAGUGUGAAGGCUCUGGAUCAAUUUCAGAACAGCCGUACUCAGAAUUCUAACAUGCUAUAUAUUUUAAGGAAAGAUGUCAAGUGCCAUAAAUUGCUCAAGAUUCUCAAAUCCAAGGGUUGUUCCAUUUGUCUUGAUUCUGAUUCAGCAAGUUUGGAUGAUAGUGUGGAUUCAGACAAAAAAGAAGUGGUUUCUGCCAUUGCUCUGGAGCAUAUCUCUACCACAGAUAUAGGGACAUAUGAUGUAGUAAUCCUACCUAGUUUUGUACCUUCCAUUGACACUUAUGUGCAUAUUUUAACUAACAUGGCUCGACAAAGUGCCAAGGGUGUAUUGUACAGUUUCUUAACUAAAGGAGAUAGUGAACUUGCUUCAGCCCUCAUUACAGUUCUUGAACAAUGUGGUCAGGAUGUCCCUCAGACCCUGUUGGAUCUGCGUCAUUCAUCAAACAUGGUUGAAAAUUGAAUGUAGAAGGUGUUUUGAACAUCAUUUUCUCAUGUUCAUUCUGUCUCUGUGGCUUGGGAGGUCAAACUUCAAUUUCAUCUACUUUUUUGGAAUUUAGGCUCGAAGCUGAGUGGAAGAGGUGAUAGGUGUCCUAAGUUUGGAAUUAGGAAAUCUUGCAGGACAUGAAGAAUCCUAUUCAGAAAAUUUUGCAAUAUUUUGCAUGGUUGUUUUUAAAAUGUAUUUUUUAUACUGUUGAAUAAUGGACAAAGAGUUAAGCUCGGUAA